This is a messenger RNA of Aspergillus chevalieri, 1104 nucleotides long. RefSeq lists its product as uncharacterized. The transcript is spliced from 3 exons. The record is from RefSeq and is a predicted model, not a curated record. NCBI's taxonomy places the organism in Eukaryota, Fungi, Ascomycota, Eurotiomycetes, Eurotiales, Aspergillaceae. Bases 1 to 1104 code for a protein of 367 amino acids.
AUGAGUCCGGUCCAAUUCCAACCCAGCCCUGUCAAGGACGGCCGGCGAGUGCUCGGCGAGAAACCCGCCAACGCGUGUCUGUCGCCUGCGCACAAUCGUACCAUCGACGCAGCUACAUCGCCCCUCAAACGCCCUAUCUUUGACCAGAGACACACCUCCUCGUCACCUAAGAAGCUUCUCCCCUCGCCGUCCUUUGGUCCUGCGGGCCAGAAGCGCACAAUCGACCAGGUUGAGGAAAAUCGUCCGGCUCCGGUAAACAAAGGCAGCUUGCAUGUUGUUCGGGAAGAGGAAGAAACAACGCGGUAUACCGGGCAUGAUGUUGCUAGGUCAAACCAGAAGGAAACGGAACUUGAACCUGAACCCCCGCACGCGAUGGAUACGUCCAGGCCACAGGAACAAAAGCAAGCAUUACCAAUUGAAUCUCGGCAACACAACCUUUCCACGGACGUGUUGAAUAAUCCGACGCGAACAAUCCCAGAGGACCCAGAGACGCGCAAGGUUUUUAUCCAAGAGAAAGCGAACCUUCUCCGUACCAGAAUCCAAAGCGCCAUGCGUCACGUCAGAGAUCACCAAUUUGACCGCCGAUUGUCAGAGCUAGAAGCCCACAGUCGCAAGUAUCCUCGAUUAACGAAGAAACCUCAACAAACCGGUACUCUACAAAAGACCAGAUCCAACGUCACCACCGCCGCUGCAUCACUUCUCUCCGAACCCGAAACAGAAGAAACCACUCCGCGAACCCUCCAACCUGCACCAGAACUGAAAGCACGCGCCGAAGAAGGCCCCACAUCGAAAAACAACAAAGAUGACAACAACACCUCCGCAGGCCUAUCAUCUCCUCCCCUAUCCACAAACAAUACAACCGACCCAAUGAAGACCCCAACUCAACAAACAUACCAACAAAGCCGCGAGGGUGCACCAGGGUCACCAAUGCAGCUCAGUAGCCCACCUGCUAGCAUCUCGCGCGACAGAUCCGACCAGCACGAGAAGAAUAGAUGUGACCACGACACCGAGAAUGUCGCAAGAACACCAUCGCAGCAAGGAGAUGCCGUGGACGGACUACUCAAGCUCAUGAAUACUGCUGAGAGACGCGAGCAUUCGGCUUGA